Molecule: messenger RNA, 1320 nt
Organism: Ochotona curzoniae (black-lipped pika)
Lineage: Eukaryota; Metazoa; Chordata; Mammalia; Lagomorpha; Ochotonidae
Product: coiled-coil domain-containing protein 130-like
Exons: 2
Coding region: 1-675 (224 amino acids)
Biological process (GO): mRNA splicing, via spliceosome
Source: RefSeq, a predicted model, not a curated record
AUGCAGGAGCAGAAGAAGGCCCUGCAGGAGGAGGAGGAGCGGGACCAGGCGCUGCAGGCCAAGGCCAGCCUGACCAUCCCGCUGCUGCCCGAGACCGAGCAUGACCGCAAGCUGGCUGGGCUGCUCAAGUUCCAAACGCUGGACUCCUAUGAGGACAAGCAGAAGCUGAAGCGCUCGGAGAUCAACAGCCGCUCCUGGUUCGCGCCAGCAGCGGCCACAGGCCCCGGUCCAGGUCCCAGCCCCGGCUGCAGCAGCAAGGCCAACAGCGUGCUCAAGAAGCUGGCCCACAGCCGCAGGCCCGCGCCCGCCGGCCCCACCAUCACCGCCCAGGACCUGGGCAUCGUGCGGCUGCCCAGGGCGUCACGGGAAGACUCUGGCGACAGCCCCCCAUCUGCAGCUGAGACCCCCAAGGCUGCCAAGCCACAGGAGCCAGCCUCGGCACCCCAAGAUUAUUCUCAGCAGCACGUGGAGACUAAGGAGCCCAAGGCCCGAGCACCCAGGGGCCAGGAGGGGAGCUGCCGGAAGCCAGCCCCCGCCCCGACCCCGGCCCUGGCCCCUUGUCCAGCACUGCCACCGCCUGGAGCCCCCCGCGAGACGGCCGACCCCACCCCACCCCCCCAAAGCCUGGGUUCCUCCCUGGUAGCUGACUACUCAGACUCCUCAGAGAGCGAGUGAGGGCGGGGCACCAAGGGACUAGGACUGCAGACCCCCGCCCCGCCUUCCUGCCUGCCACACCCCGGGGGCGUGUGCCUUGGGACACCAGUCCCCCCGCACACACACACACACACACACAAGCACUGUCACUUUGCCCUUCCUCGAUGGCCCAGAGCCUGCCCUGCUGCACCCCACCAAGCUCCCCCUCCCCAGUGGUCGGAGUGCCGUGGGUUUCUGGGGUUUGGCCUGGGAUCCGGGGUGAGCUGCACAGGCUGAGCAGGGAGGGGUGGGGAUGAAGGGCCGCGGGAUGGGACCUGCCCUCAAGGCGCUGGCGUGGACCUCUCCUGAGUCCCCCAAGUCCGUGGGGAGUGGACUCUGCAAGGGCGUCGUCGCUGCCUUUGCAGAAAUAAAAACACGGGUGAGAACCACCCCGUAGUAUGCCUGUCUCAGCCCUGGGGCAGGAGUGGGCAUUUAAAAAUACAGAGGGGGGACAACGGAGAGUACCCCCUGCCCCCGGAGUCAGACGGUGCUCGAGUUUGCCAAGACCCUCUGGCAGGUGGAAGCUGGCGCAGGCCCCUCUGCCAGCCACGGGAUGCAGCGGCCGGAGGUUCCCUGCGCCAGCGCCUUCAGGCUGGCCUCCUGGGAUUUGGGAGAAGCAGGCUGUGU